Molecule: messenger RNA, 2421 nt
Organism: Schistosoma turkestanicum
Lineage: Eukaryota; Metazoa; Platyhelminthes; Trematoda; Strigeidida; Schistosomatidae
Source: the annotation of a GenBank genome assembly
ACAGUUGUGUGAUGACCUUAGUUUGCGGGACUCCACAGAUUUUGAAAGUUUUCUGUUUAAGUCGUUCCCCUAUUUAUGACAUCAGAAGUAGACGUAGAUGAGCUCAUUAGCAGACUUCUGGAAGUACGGUCCUCCAGACCUGGGACAACUGUAAAUAUGAAGGAAGAAGAAGUCCGGUAUUUAUGUGUUACCUCAAGGCAAAUUUUCUUAUCACAACCUAUCCUAUUGGAAUUAAAAGCUCCUUUGAAAAUUUGUGGUGAUAUCCACGGUCAAUAUACAGACUUAUUACGCCUUUUCGAAUACGGUGGUUUUCCUCCAGAAUCUAAUUACUUAUUCCUUGGAGAUUAUGUGGAUAGAGGAAAGCAAAGUUUAGAAACUAUCUGCCUUCUGCUUGCUUAUAAAAUAAAACAUCCAGAAAAUUUUUUCCUUCUACGUGGCAAUCAUGAAUGUGCUGCCAUUAAUCGGAUAUAUGGAUUUUAUGAUGAAUGUAAACGGCGUUUCAGUGUUCGAUUAUGGAAAACUUUUAUAGACUGUUUCAAUUGUCUACCGAUUGCCGCCAUUGUAGAUGCUAAGAUAUUUUGUUGUCAUGGUGGAUUAUCUCCAGACUUGCAAAAUAUGGAUCAAAUACGAAAUAUCUUGAGACCGUCAGAUAUUCCUGAUACAGGACUAUUAUGCGAUAUUUUAUGGUCAGAUCCGGAUAAAGAUGUUAAUGGUUGGGCUGAAAAUGAUCGUGGUGUAAGCUUCACAUUCGGUCCAGAUGUAGUGACGAAAUUUCUUAACAGACAUGAUAUGGAUUUGAUUUGUCGAGCGCAUCAAGUUGUUGAAGAUGGUUUUGAAUUUUUCUGUCGUCGCCAAUUAGUUACUUUAUUUUCUGCACCGAAUUAUUGCGGUGAAUUUGACAAUGCCGGUGGUAUGAUGUCUGUCAAUGAGCAUUUAACUUGUUCAUUUCAGAUACUUAAACCGUCUGAGAAGAAAGCGAAAUAUCAAUAUCAAGGUGUAAACACUGCUGGCAAUCAAGCUAGACUGCCUGCUCGUAUACCAUGAUCCAUCAGUCAAUCAAGUCAAUCAGUCAGUCAGUCAAUCAAUCACUGUGUGAUCACUCCUCUGUUGAUUGUCAAUACUGAUGAUAAUAAUAACAACACAUUCAUUGUAUAUGUGUGUGCGUGUGUGUAACAGAGCUUCCGUCUGAAGUGUAGAGACAGAGCUAGAGAGAGAGCGUGAGAGAGAGAGUACAACGUAUAGCAAGCGAAUGAUAUUUCUCAUCAUAUCAUUAUCAAUAUACAGUUUCUAAUUUUUAUGCUCAUAUAUACGUAUAUAUAUAUAUAUAUAUAUAUAUAUAUAUAUAUAUAUAUAAAACUGUUGUUCUUUAAUUUUGUUUUACACAAACUGUUUUAUUAGUUGUUAAUUAACAUUGAUAAUCAAAAGCACAGAAACUUAUUUAUUUAACACUGGUUUGUGUGUGUGUGUGUGCGUAUGUGGCACAGGCACUUAUACAUAGCAUAGAUCGUCAUUGCCAAUACAAAUAAUAAUUCACUUCAAUACUUACAGUUUUAUUCAAAAAAUAUGUUCCCUUUUUUGUUUACUACUGGUCCCUCAAUGAAUGGGGCCAUUCAUCCUGCUCAACUAACUAACUAAUUGACUAACUAACAAAUUCUAUCCCCUUUAUUCUUUUUUCCCAUGUGUGUCCUGUAUGUAAAUCCAUAUUCAUUCAUUCAUUCAAACUGCUGUCCCGCCGUGUUGUUUUAUUCAAUGAGGCGAUGAUGUUGUAAUCAUUCAGAAUUGAGUUUUUUGUCUUUUUCUUAUUUGUUCAUAAGCCUUAUUAAAAAAAAAAGCGAAGAAUUUCUGCCUGCCGGUUAAAUCAGUUUUUCUUACUAAUUUGAUUGAUUGACUGUGAAAAGACGCACACAUGCACACACAUGCACAUAUACACACACAUGUUGUUGUCCAUUGAAUAAUUUACUUGUGCAGCAGUGUGAUAAACCAACAAAUAAACAAACACAUACCGGACCCCACUUUUCUAUUUGUGGCAAUCCACCAUUCAUCCUUGAUGAUAUGCUUUUUAUUUGAACAUUUUAUCAAUGGUGAUGAUGAUGUUGAUGUUGAUGAGAUUGUGCGAGUCAAUACUGUGAAGCCAGCAAAAACGGAUAAAUUUGUUGAAAAUUACAUAGGUUUUAAUUUGACCAUUAUCAUUCUUAAAGAGUAACACUAUUUAUUAUGGGUCUACACUUUGUGCUGUACUGUGCUGUGCUGUGUUAUAUUAUGUUAUAAUACUAUUUAUUAUUAUUAUUACUAUUUUUUGAACAAAAACACACUUUCUGUGGCAUUUCUCCCUCCGUUCACAUCAUAGAUUAAAUAUAAACGAAUUAUUUGUUUCGAAUACGUACCUGACAUUUUUUCCUCUACUACUACUACUACUACUAC